AUGAAAAUCAUCAUACCUUGGCUGGCGGUGGUUGGGGGUCUGAAGGUGCGUGUGCAGGCUCCAUGGGAGAGUCCGAGCUUGGCUGGUCAAAUCUUCCAGGGAAUUCGUUUCUUAGAGGAAUCGGCAAACUGGGGGGACUCGCUGGUUGCUAAGUGGAUAGGCGGCGUAACUGCUCCGAGUUCAGAUGGACGGUCUCGGGCCCAAAGAGAAGAAGAUUUGGUUUGUGGCACUUUCAACAUACCAGAUCCCGAUGGGGGACUGCCGCUAGAGUCAGGGUGUCCACUCGGUACCGGUUCCUUUGUGCUGCAUUCCAAGCUCAUGGGCACCGUCCUGGACGGACUUGUGGCAAACGGAAUGUUUGUUCCACCGCUCCAACAACAGCAAGCAAUCAGCAAAGAGGAAUUUCAACUGUUAUUUCAACUUAACAAUAUUCAUGCCUCCAAGGAAGACCACAAUAUCAGGGAACACCACGGCUCUGAACCACUGGUGUACAGCUCCAAAAUACUGAAUCAUAGUUCCAAGAACGUGGAGCGGGAAGACAUGCCUCGACAUGGCUGGUACAGCGUUUACCGGAUUACCGAUGGUAGAGUCAUUGCAGGAGGGUGGACGGAAGAUCCUCAACAAUUCGCUUCCAGCUUAGUUCAUGUGGAACACGAACCAACAAGCUCGCGGUUGCUGCAAUUUCUUGAACCAGCUUCACUGUGGACCCAACGGCGUAACAAGGGAGUUACCGAGUUGCCCGACGGCGAGUACCACAUUUUCCAUUCAGACCUCAUGUUAGCAGAUGAACUCGUAUCACUUGCUCAGUUCGUAAAUAACGACCGUCACAACGCUUACCGUUACUACCACUACCCCACACUUGAGAACUUUGCAGUUCGCAACUGGGCGGCAAGCUUAGUACUAAAGAACCCUGAGUACAAAACAUCUAAUGAGGCUGAAACCUCCGAUAAGAUCCAUCUUAAAAACGUAGAUGACGAAGAAUUAAAUGAUCAUCAUGCACACAAGGACAUGCUCAGUGGAAAGACCAUAAGCAAUCUGCAUGAUCUCAUUUCUGAUAAAGCAAACUUGAGUUCGCUAGGUGUUGCUACUAUGACUUUUAUGAGGACGGAGGUGGAGAAAUAUUUAAGGCAUGAAAAGUCAGUAUGUGAUGAUUAUGUGGUGGAUGCUGAGACGGUGAAGAUGAGUUGUAUUAAGGGUAUUAGUAGUAACCUAUUAAGUCAUGCGCCUGAUGUGUUUGGUAAAUUUAAUAGCACUGUAGCCAAGUUAAUUAUGAAAGGAAGUCAUUCGUUAGAUCGUGUUGUUCAAACUCGAUUGAAUGGUGUGUUCGUGGAUGGUAAACGAGCGCAUAUAAUACCGAGCACACACCAAUCGCUUCGUUCUAUGACUACUGGAUUCAUUUCUGAUUUUCUUCUAAAAUGGUUGUGGCCAAUGGCUUUACAUGACGAGAUUAUUCGAUCGACUUUUGUAAAGCAUAUAAAGGAUUGCGAUAUUAUAGCACGUAAGAUUGGAUCUCCUGAGAGAUGGAAGGGAUCGGAAAAAAACGAGAAAGUAACAAGUAGUCUUAUUGGACUGGUCCGGCAAGCUUCCAGAAUUUUAGGAGACUUCAAUUUAGACGAGUCUCGAGCACGAUGGAAUCCAACAUUAUUUCUCGAACGUAUGGGCAUCGGAGAAACACAAUGGUUGCACACACAAAACGACGAGGUUCGUCAACUGGGAGUGGUGGAGUAUGCUAAGGCGCUUCAGUACGGUUUAAUGUCCGACAUAACCAUCAUUGAUUGGGGUAGCGUUGAACCCAAUUUCCACUUUGCUGACAUCAUCAUAUAUGUGGACCGAAAACGACUUGAACUUAUUCCCAGACUGAUUGGUGAGCUACAAGCUAAUGGUCUUCGAUGGUUAGUGGUACUAAAUGAUCCGGACCAGCCGGAGCUGACAAGUCGUCUUCUGAAAAGUCACGACGAUUAUGAAACGAUCAUCCAGGCAAUUAGGGAAUUGUCAUCAUCGAAGGAUGAAGGAGACAAUUCUCAGGGUGAUGACAAUUCACAGAAAGAUCCUCAGGACGGCGAUCUUACGAGUCGGGCGAAUUCUUUCACUCCCCCUAUCAAUACAAUCUGGGUUAACGGUCGUGGUAUUAAGAUUGAUGACACCGUAGAUAAUCCUUUCAUGGAUGAAAUGGCUAUAGAGCUUGUCAAGGCCAUGCUUGAGACCGAUGCCGUUUUGCUUCAGAAUGGACUUUUAGGUUUCUCUAAACCAAAUGGUGUAUUGACGCACAUCCGAAGUUUGAGAGAUUUAGCUGCUCUACUCGAAGGGAAAUGGUAUAGGAACGAGCUAGUUGACGGCGACACAUCUAAGCUAGAUACAGAGCUAAACCAUGAGAGCUUUAAUCUUGGCAACUUCUGGAUGGAGGCAUCUAAUAUGGUUAUGGUGGACGAGAAACUAGUUCAUUUAUACUCACCAUCGGAGAUUAAUAAAGUCCUCAAAGUUGAAGAAAAUGGCGAUUCAAUAUCUCCCAUUCGUACAUUAACAAAAACCAUGGGCACGUCAUUCCUGACUCACUCCGUAAAUAUUCUAGUGUAUGAGGGAUCAAGCUUAGCCAAACAAUCGAGAAUUGAAGCUCCUUUCGUAGUCUGGAUUGUCUUGAAUGCGGACGAUGAAUCGCGACCAAUACCAAACGUUUAUAAGCUUAGAGCAACAGAUCAAUUGGAUGAUCAAUUGGAUGAUCAGUUGGAUGAUCAAGAGUAUAUAAUAUCCCCUUUUCCGGUCAAUGUCAGAGUAAGUUUUGUGAAGGAUGGUAGGCUAUGCUAUCCGGCAACAUCAGGUUCGAUUGAUCUAGAAGACCUAAUUUGUUUGGGCAGUAUUAUCGAUGGUGAAUUAGACCAUAAAGUGGGUACAAUCAUCUUAGGAAAUAUGUAUAUGCAUUUGGAUGAGGCCGCCAUUGUUAUGAAUGACCGAUCGAAAAACGUUCGACAAAGAUCGCGCACAUUCUUGAGACAUGUUAAAUCGAGAAUUCAAGCCCUCGUUAAUGCCCAGAUUGGCAUAUAUCGAAGAAGUUUGACCACUAAUAAUAUUUCUAGAUUAUCAGAGACUGGUAGGCUGCCAUAUCUAUCACCUAUAACGUUUCAUACGAUGGUUCCUGACUUACAAGAGAAGAAUAUAAUUUUGGAAGCAGUGUCUCAUUUAUAUCACUCUUUAUUGAAUAAGAAUACUCAAGAUUAUAAUGAUUGGAUGGAGGACCAGCAAUUAGAGAAGGAGCUUUUUAGUAAGCCCAGUCUAAGAGGAUUAAGGAUGGCAUCCAUUAUUGAUGAUAAUGAUGAUGCGAGAAUAAAGUUAUUGAUUGAUCCAUUAUCAUCAAUGGGUCAAAUCUAUAGUAAUCUUGCGGAAUAUGUGAACGUAUACUUAGGAUUAAAUACUCAGGUAAUCCUUACUAGUCAUUGGUCGUAUAAAGAUUUGCCCAUCAAUAAAUGGUUUGAUUUUGUACAACAGCCUCCUUUAAUGUUCCAGUUACAAAAAAGCAGGAAGAUAUCGGGUCCAGAUAGUAAAUCUACCGGUAGUAAAUCUACCGGUAUUCUUAGAUCGAGCUUUAUCGGUGCGAAGUUCCUUAAUAAUCUAACGGACGAGAUUGUGACGUUCAAGAUCGAUAUAGCUCCUCAAUUACAUAUCAGAUCCGAUGAGAGUGAGGUGGAUAUGGAUAAUAUCAAAUUGGAUAUACUUAAGGAUGAUGUCAUUGUGAAUUAUAGAUUAGAUGGAUUCCGAAUAGAAGGAUCGAUACAUGAAGUUGGGGGUAGUGUUACAGGAGGUGUACCAAUAAGACUUGUUGAUAUAGAGACUAACCAUACUUUUGAUGAGACCAUAUCACUUAGCCAACCUAAUUAUUUCCAAUUAGUUGCGCCUGAUAUAGGUCAAUAUAAGAUCAUGAUCGACAAUACUACUAUAACUCAUGCAAAUUAUACAGAGGGACGAGGAGCACGAAAAUAUAAUUUUGAUGUGAAUCAAAUUAUGGGUAACCAUAAUAUGAGUGACCAUAAUAUGAUUACUAUCAACUCAUGGAAUUAUGAUUUAUGGCCAAGGGCUGAUUCCAUUAUUAAGAUUAUGUCAACCUUUACUGGUAGUGAAGUAUUGUUCGAUAAUAUACCGAUAAGAUAUCAACUCCCGAUCAUCGGUACAUUAUUGCAACGUGUUGAAGGUGUUUUUGCAGGAAGUCUUUUUGGACGUUGUACACAAUUAAUAUAUGCUAUCGGUGAGCAUAUCUUGGAGCCUUAUGAACCAUACGUUGCUCGAGUAUAUUCUUCUAUAUGGCGUUGGUAUUAUGGUCCAGAUGAUGAUGUGCAAAAAGGAGAUGAUCGAGUGCAUAUAUUCUCUUUAGCAUCUGGGCAUAUGUAUGAGAGGCUAUUAAGGAUAAUGAUGCUUAGUGUUAGUCAUAAUACUGAUAGGAAAUUAACAUUUUGGAUAUUGGAAGAUUUCUUAAGUUCAAAAUUUAAAGAGUAUGCUAAUAAGUUACAAUACAGUUUGAAUACGGAAAAAGAUCUUAUUGAAAUACGAUAUGUAUCAUUCGGAUGGCCUCAAUGGUUACGUAGCCAAGUGGAUAAGCAACGUCAAAUAUGGGCGAACAAAAUUCUAUUUUUGGAUUUAUUGUUUCCAAGGAAUCUUAAUAGUAUUAUAUACAUUGACGCAGACCAGGUGGUUAGAGGUGAUAUAGGAGACCUUUGGGACUUGGACAUGAAGGGACAUGUUUAUGGAUUUACACCAUUCUGUAAUGAUCGAGAUGAGACAUCUCAAUUCAGAUUCUGGGAACAUGGCUUUUGGUAUGAUUAUUUGAAAGGACGGCCAUAUCAUAUAAGCGCCCUUUUCAAAGUAGAUUUAAAACUGUUCAGAGAGCGAAGAGUAGGAGAUGUUCUUCGAACUAUGUAUAAUAAACUAAGUGCUGAUCCUAAUAGCCUUGCCAAUCUAGACCAAGAUCUACCCAAUGCUAUACAAGAUUUCGUACCCAUAUUCCCUCUACCUAAGGAAUGGCUAUGGUGCGAGACAUGGUGUAGUGAUAAAACAAAAUCCAAAGCUAAAACUAUUGACUUAUGCAACAACCCCAAGACCCAUGAACAUAAACUUAAACAGGCCACACGAAUCAUACCUGAAUGGACAGACUAUGACAAUCGACUGAAAAUACUUAUCGGGGAUGAAGGCAUACCCAACACUCAUCCUCAACAAAAUCUGAACACCAUUGCACACACUAUAAACACCAUUGCACACACUACGAACAACAAACACGUCCCGAAUAACCACGUCCCGAAUAACCACGCCACCAUAAAAGACGACGCUCCCGAUGAGCUAUGA
Gregarina niphandrodes is the source of this 5325-nucleotide messenger RNA. Its product is annotated as glycosyltransferase. The transcript has 2 exons. Gene Ontology annotation, molecular function: UDP-glucose:glycoprotein glucosyltransferase activity. Gene Ontology annotation, cellular component: endoplasmic reticulum. The coding region runs from base 1 to 5325 and encodes 1774 amino acids. The record is from RefSeq and is a predicted model, not a curated record. NCBI's taxonomy places the organism in Eukaryota, Apicomplexa, Conoidasida, Eugregarinorida, Gregarinidae.